CCUUUUGGGCUAUCGUUUCCGAGAGAGAGAGAGAGUUGACAGGACAGAGGGUGUUCGGUUUUUCCAGAGAGAGAGAGAGAUAUGGGAAUACUGGCGUGCGUAGGAGUGGUGUUGCCCUUCCCAUUCUACUACUGGCUAUGGACGUACCCUCAGACAUGGGUGGACAUGUGCGGGCGAGGCCGAGAUCCGUCCAAGGUAAUGGCUCGAGUCUCUCACCUCUUGAAGCUCGUUCAGUUCAUCUCUCUCUUCUCCGUCUCCUCCCUCUCCUGGCCCCCGCCUCUCUACUUCUGGCCCCUCUUCCUCUUCGGCCAGUUCCUCAAUUUCAGGGUUUAUCAAUUACUUGGUGAAUCGGGCACUUACUAUGGUGUCCGCUUUGGAAAGAACGUCCCAUGGGUAACUGAAUUUCCCUUUGGGGUGAUAAACGACCCGCAGUAUGUUGGAAGUAUUCUGAGUCUUCUUGCAUGCCUAUCGUGGGUCCCCUUCCUCUACAUUCUCCUGUGGGUUCUAGGUUAUGUCUUCAUGAUCCUUAUAGAAUCUAAGGAAGAUGUUGCCACUCGUUGCAAGCCACUCGUUUAAGUUUGGCUACAAACCGACAGUGAGUUGGAGGAACAAGCACGGCAGAGACUCCUCUUGGAAGGUUUCCAGUUUUCACUUUCAUUUGGACUCUGGAUCAUAAUUUGACAUCUUGGUCUCUAACCUUAGUUUUGCUCAUUUUAAUUAAGUAUUUCCAGUUGACCCGAUACCCACAUUUUUUUUUUGCAAGAGGGGAAAAGAUGUGUUGACAUCAAUUUUGUCAAUAAAAUUUCUGCAUGGUGAUUAUCUGGUGUGUUCGUUACUUCGUUCGAAGAAAUUGAUUGUAUGAAGGGAAUAAUAUGAUUCAACUAUUUGAAUUGAUGUUGCAAAAGCAGAUUUGUUGAUGCGAAUAAUAUGAUCUUUUAUGUGUA
Rhododendron vialii is the source of this 944-nucleotide messenger RNA. Its product is annotated as phosphatidyl-N-methylethanolamine N-methyltransferase. Gene Ontology annotation, molecular function: S-adenosylmethionine-dependent methyltransferase activity. The transcript is spliced from 2 exons. NCBI's taxonomy places the organism in Eukaryota, Viridiplantae, Streptophyta, Magnoliopsida, Ericales, Ericaceae. Bases 82 to 576 code for a protein of 164 amino acids. Gene Ontology annotation, biological process: phosphatidylcholine biosynthetic process. The record is from RefSeq and is a predicted model, not a curated record.